Messenger RNA from Paramecium sonneborni, 3799 nucleotides. The record is from the annotation of a GenBank genome assembly. NCBI's taxonomy places the organism in Eukaryota, Ciliophora, Oligohymenophorea, Peniculida, Parameciidae.
AUGAAUACUUACAGCUCUGUUAAGUAUGAUAGUUUAAUAUAGUUAGAUCCUUCGACUCAUAGAUUCAGGGAAGAAGAAUGUAAGAGCCGAACAUAGCCGUAAUACAUUAAAGACAUUAAUAAAGUCCAAAAUAUCACUCUCCUGAAUCACACUUAGACAAUUUCGUUAAUUUGAAAGCUGUCGAACAAUAACCUAAAACAUUAAAGAAGAAAAAGCUUACAUAAGGAUAAUAAGGCAAACCAAAAGCAUAGACUCAAUAGAUCAAAAAACCUGCAUAGUAAUCAAUGUCUGUGAAAAAAUAAACAAAGAGAGUUACUUCUCCAAAAAAAAAGAAAGCUUAAACAGUUGAUACAAAGAAGUAAACAAAAGUUAUUAAACCUUCUUUAUAAUAAAGAAGAGAAGAAUUAGGUUUAGGUUUACUUAAUGAAAAGUAAAUUAAACAACGAAUUAGUAUUAUUCAAAUUUAAUUAGAAAAAAUCAAAUCAAAGACAAAAAUAGUUGAACCAUAAUUGAAGAAGAAAAUUUACCAACCAAAUCAUGAGAUUUAACAUUACAUGGUACAAAAGAAAGCGAUUGACAAUACAAAUUGCAUGCAAAAAUAAUUGAUAUUUCUAUUGGAAAAAUAAAGAAAGUAAGGCAAUCCAAUUAAAAAGAUUGGAGAAUCUGGCCAAGUUGAAUGAGUCUGUUAAAGAGAUAUUCAAAAAGUGUAAAACCUUAGAGAACUCACAACCAUAAACACCAAAAGUGACAAUGAAGAAAAAGAAAUAUGACAUACCAAUUGAUAUAGAAUAAAGAAAAUAAUAGCCAUUGUUUAAUUAAAAAAGUAAAGAAGAUAAAUUUAAUCAAGAAUAAUAAAAAAAAUUAAAAAAUGAAGAAUAAAAUAAAUUAAAAAAACAAUAUGAAGAUUUAAAUAAUAGAUAUUAAUAACUUAAAAACCAUGAACAAAAUAUAGAUGUUAAUGAUUAAUUUAUACAAGAAAUCGAUGAUGAAGAUUAAGAAGAUUAGUAUUCAUAAAUUAGUGAAAAUUAAUUCACAGAAAUGAUUGUUAGUACUUUAUCUAAAAUUCCACCGACUAAAUUUUUGCUUUAAAAAAUAUAAGAGAUUCUUUAAUAAUAAAAUGAUUUAGACCCAAAUGAAUUAACUAAUCAAGAUUAAUUAGUCUUGUAAUAUCAUUUUAUGAAUGAGGCUGCAACUAAAUUGUAAAGUGUUUGGAGAGGUUAUUCAAUUAGAAUGUAAUUACUACAUGAAUUGUAAGAAAUGUUAGAAUAAUAACAUGAUAAUUAGGAUUAAGAAGAAGAUUAAGAUUAAGAAUCUGAUGAAGAAGUACAAUUAAAAUAUGAGUCACCUUCUUUACCAUUUAAAUAAGAAUAAUAAAAUAAUUAAGAACUAAAUUAAUAAUAAAAAAUUUCAUAAUAAAAAUUUUAUUUAUCAGCUCCAGAUGGAAUGCAAUAAAAUUAAAAUUUAACUAAAUAACGAUAUUAGCCUUAAUAAUAAUAAUAAUAAUAGUAAUAAUAAUAGUAAUAAUAAUAAUAAUAAUAAUAGUAAUAAUAAUAGUAAUAAUAAUAAUAAUAAUAGUAAUAAUAAUAGUAAUAAUAAUAAUAAUAGAAAUUGUAAUAAUAAUUAUACUAAUAAUAGCAAUUAGAAGAAUAAUAAUAAUUUUAAUAAAAUUAAUAAUCAUAAUAAUAAUUAAAAGAUCUACCAUUUUAAAAUAAAAAUAGAUAUGAAAAAAACUUAUCAGAUUAAACAGAUGAUUUAGUUAUUGUUUAAUAACCUAAUAGCCCUGCAAAUUAAGAUAUGUAUUUCUAUAAUCCUUUCGGAUAAAAUGUAUAAUAAUCUUUAGAAAAACAAGUUCAUUACUCGAAUAUCAAAAGUUCAGUAGUAAGUGAGGAAGAUCAAAAAAGCGCAUUGUCUCAUUCUGUAAUUUAGUAAAUAUAAUAAGAAUUAGAAUUAUGGAAUAGUCAGAUUGAAAAUAUUAUAAAAUAAGGUCCAGAAAAAUAAGCAUUUGCAAAUGUAAAAUAAUAAAUGUCACAAACAAUUUUGAAUAUAGUAUCAUAACAUAUUAAGAAGCAAAAAGAAACAAAGACUCAUGAAAGAAGGGAUUCUGAAUAAUCAGUUGAAAUGAGAAUCAGAAGUUAACUUGAAGCUAAUAAUGAAAAAACAUUUAAUGAUGCUCGUAAAAGAUUACAAAAGACUCAUGAAUAAAGUGAAGAACGAUUAUAAUUAUCAUCUAAAGAGAAUGAUGUGAAUAGAUCUUCAUUAAUGUCUUUAUAAUCAUAAUUAAUGAGGAAGGAAACUGAAUUACUAAAUAUGAGAGAAGAAGCUAUUAAUUUAAGAUAUAAAGCAGAAUUGAAAAAAAUAUAAGAUGAUCCAAUAAAGAAAUUAGAGCUUGAGAGUUGGUUAGAAAAAGAGAAAGAAGAUUUAAAAAAUACAAAAUAGGCUAUAGAGAUAAGUAGAAAAAGAGAGGCUAAAGCAAUAUAGAAAAUACAAAGAGAUUUAUAAAUAGUUUAAACCUUUGAUGAAAACAAUCCUAAGUUAUAGAGUUUAAAAAAAUAAGUUGAUGAAUAGCUUUGUUAAAGUAGUACGAUAAAAUCUUAAAAAUAAAUUGGAUCAGAUAUCAAGAUUAUUAAUCAUUUUGAUGUAGAAUAAAAUGAUGACUUAGAUGAAAUGCCAGAAACAUUUUCAGAAGAUUUGUAAAAUGAUAAUAUAGAUUCAAGAAACUUUAUGAGAUAAAAUAUUAUAGAAUCUGAUAAAUAAAUAGAAACUUAUUAGACUUUAAGUGCAAUAACAAAUGAUAUAUUGGAUGAAAUAGUACAAAAUUUAACAGAAGGUAUUAAAAUUGAAUAAUUUAGAAUUACUUCUUAAUAAAGAUCAUUUUGAAUUUAUAAUAUCAAAUUUGAUUAGUUAGUCUGUAAUUCCUCAAUUACCUACUUCGAUUAAAGAUAUAAAAGAAUAUAUUAAAUAAUUAUUUUAAUAUAUAUUAGAACAUCAUAAAGAGGAAUUGAUUCAAAAUUUAAAUAUUCCAUAUGGAUUUACCCCAUUUAAAAGAAUGUAAUUAAUACAUGGAUAUGAUAAUGAUGGUGAAGAAUUAGAAGAUGAAUUUCAUUAAAAUGAAGAAGAUGUCUAAAUAGCAUUUCCAUUAGAUGAAAAAUUAUUUUAAGAAUUUGAAUCUUAUAGAUUAUAAUUAGAAAAUGAACCUAAUGAUAAUGCUUAAUUUGGAAUGAAAGAAUUAGAACAUAUACAUAAUAAAGCUGUAUUUGAUGCAUGUAAUGAGGCUUUGAAUUAUGAAAGACCUAAUUUUUUAAGUAUAAAAUUAUUAUAUAAAAAUAGAUUCUGGUUUACCAUAUCCAUGGUAAAAUAAAUCAAAUUGCAUAAUAAUUACAAAUGAAGAUUUAGAAAAUAUUUUAAAAAAUAUGGAAAAUAAAAUUAUUAAUUGGUCUGGUACCCUUGGAGGUUUCUUACCAAUAGAAGAUGAUUCUCAAAUUCCUGAAGAAAAAUAAGAAAUUUUAGAUGAAAAAAAUUAAUAAAUGAUGAUCCAAUAAUUGCAUUAAUUAGAAAAUCCUUUAUUAUUUGAUUCAUAAUUAUCAUAAUAAAUGUUUGAUAAUAUAGCUUAGAUAAGAGAUGAAAGAUUAUAUAAAAUGCUAAUAUCAGAUGUUAAUAUUUUAUUUUAUUUUAGAUUAAAGAAAGUGAAUUUAGAUGGUAUUUAUUUGAAGAUGACAGAACUGAAUUUUUAAUGGAACUUGGAGAUAUAAUAUUUGAAUAAUUAGUAGAAGAAAUGGCAUCAGAAUAACUCUAGUUAUGA